AUGCAACAGGAGACUUCUACGUCAGUUAACAAAUUGCCCAGUGGAACACCAAUCCAACCUCGACAUGCUCCUUCGAAACCCACGGUGGCAGAGCGGCCGCACGGGCAUAAGGAGACACCCCAGCAGGUGGCACGUAUACCAAAGGUUAACGGCAUGCCAGAGGACGGUCCGUACGUCGCGUGCGACCAAUUCCACUCUGCGAUGGCUGUGAUAAAGAAUGUUAUAGGCGAUUCUGCAGAAUCGAGCGUAACGUCGCCUACACUCCCUGAAGACGGCAGUACUAUGCAGGCCUUUUUAAUGCGUACCGAACGACGGUACACCCAGAUGGGAUUGGAGACCAGUGAGUGGGGGAACGCACUUAUCGACCAUCUUGUGGGUCUGGCUCUAACUGAUGGGAUGUAUCUACAGCGAACUAUCGACCUAAGCGACUGGGCGACUGUACAGCGCCGGCUUCUGGAACGGCUCAACAAGACAAUGUUGCAGAGUCAACUGCUAACGGAGUUGGGUAAAGUGCGGAGGAAUGGAAACCCUAAAGAGUAUACGGACCAGUUUGCGGCUGUAGCGGAGCGUGGAGUUGGGAUCGCCCCCGACGAACUCGCUGACUUCUACUGCGCUGGGCUACUAACUGACCUCCAUCUUCUCAUUACAAAUAAUGGGCUGGUGAAGUAUUCCUCCUGGGAACAAGUGGCGACAGCAGUAGCGCGACUCUACGAACCUAAGCAGACCGUGCUAUAG
Messenger RNA from Eimeria necatrix, 735 nucleotides. RefSeq lists its product as hypothetical. The record is from RefSeq and is a predicted model, not a curated record. Bases 1 to 735 code for a protein of 244 amino acids. Lineage: Eukaryota; Apicomplexa; Conoidasida; Eucoccidiorida; Eimeriidae. The transcript has a single exon.